Messenger RNA from Phycodurus eques (leafy seadragon), 2441 nucleotides. RefSeq names its product cytosolic 5'-nucleotidase 1A-like. NCBI's taxonomy places the organism in Eukaryota, Metazoa, Chordata, Actinopteri, Syngnathiformes, Syngnathidae. Gene Ontology annotation, molecular function: nucleotide binding; 5'-nucleotidase activity; magnesium ion binding. Gene Ontology annotation, biological process: adenosine metabolic process; nucleotide metabolic process. The transcript has 6 exons. The record is from RefSeq and is a predicted model, not a curated record. Gene Ontology annotation, cellular component: cytoplasm; cytosol. The coding region runs from base 125 to 1207 and encodes 360 amino acids.
CAAACUUUAGUUUUUUUGUUUUUUUCCCCCCCUCUCCUUCCAGUUACUCUGCCUUGGCUGGACUUUUUCUCAAAGCUCUCUAGCACACAAAAAAGAGAUAUAUACACAUAUUUCCUUUCUAAAAAUGAGCGACAUAAACAUAAACGCGUUAAGUCCAGUGGACGACACAGCGGAGGAAAAAGACUGGGCGGCGGCCAAAGCGUUUUUCGAGCAACUCAAAACAAAUAAACCGAGACCGCCUAAACCCGGCUUUGCUGUCACCAUCGCGGUGUCCUCCAGGACCCUCUUCAACAUGGUGGCCGAGAGGCUGAUCUAUGAACAGGAGGGAGUGGAGAAGUACGUAGCCUAUCAGGUGGAACACGAGAAUGAGCCUCUCAAGCCUGGAGCUGCUUUCCCAUUUGUCAAGGCACUGAUGACGGUCAACUCUCGGCUGAGGGAGCUCUACCCGGACAGCGAGGAAUUGUUCGACAUCGUCCUCAUGACGAACAACCAUGCCCAAGUGGGAGUGCGCCUCAUCAACAGCAUCAAUCACUAUGAUUUGACCAUUGAAAGAUUCUGUAUGACUGGAGGGAAAAGUCCAAUAGGCUACCUGAAAGCUUACAUGACCAAUCUGUAUCUCUCUAAGGAUGCUGAAAAGGUUACAGAGGCCAUUAAUGAAGGCAUUGCCGCAGCCACGAUGUUCAUGCCCGAGAAGGAGAACGAGCUGUGCGACAAUCAGCUGAGAGUGGCUUUCGAUGGCGACGCUGUCCUCUUUUCAGACGAGUCAGAGAUCAUCGUUAAGCAAAGCGGCCUGGACAGCUUUUUUGAGCACGAGAAGAAGUUUGAGAACAAACCACUUGCUCAGGGCCCCUUGAAGGGCUUCCUGGAGGCUUUGGGGAAGCUCCAGAGGCAAUUCUAUGGAAAGAAUGAACGUUUGAAUUGUCCCAUAAGAACCUUCCUGGUCACGGCCCGUAGCGCCGCCAGCUCGGGUGCUCGAGUGCUGAAGACUCUCCGCAGUUGGGGUCUGGAAAUCGACGAGGCUCUCUUCCUGGCCGGAGCUCCAAAAGGGCCCCUGCUGCAGAAGAUAAAACCGCACAUCUACUUCGACGACCAGAUGUUCCACAUCGAGGGGGCCAAGCAACUGGGCACCAUCUCCGCUCACGUCCCCUACGGCAUCGGACAGAAGUACCGCAAGGGCAAACUCAUCGAGCAGCCGAAAAAGGAGUGAACUGCUUAUGGACUUAAGAUAAAAUUUAAGUUAAAACAAAAAGGGUGAAAUGUUGAGUUUGUAUGACACUGUUUUCUUUAUGUAAAACCACCUUGUGAUUAUUUUUUCCAUUUUGCUGGAUACUUUUACUAAGGAAUAUCCAUCCAUCCAUCCAUCCAUCCAUUUUCUGAGCCGCUUCUCCUCAUUAGGGUCGCGGGCGUGCCGGAGCCUAUCCCAGCUAUCAUCAGGCAGGAGGCGGGGUACACCCUGAACUGGUUGCCAGCCAAUCGCAGGGCACAUACAAACAAACAACCAUUCGCACUCACAUUCACACCUACGGGCAAUUUAACGUCUCCAAUUCAUGCAUGUUUUUGGGAUGUGGGAGGAAACCGGAGUGCCCGGAGAAAACCCACGCAGGAACGGGGAGAACAUGCAAACUCCACAGAGGCGGGGUCGGGAUUGAACCCGGGUCCUCAGAACUGUGAGGCUGACGCUCUAACCAGUCGUCGACCGUGCCGCCUGCUAAGGAAUAGGGCUUUUGUAUUUUGUAGUUUUUAAAGUACAUUCCUGUACAUUUUAAAGGUGAAAGCUUCACCAACCAGCACACACUGUUUCAUUCAAUUUUCUACUGUGUCAUACUGAAAAUGUCAUCUUAUUUUUGUUGCUUUAUUCAUCUUGAAUGGAGGUGCACAAUGGUAAAGCAUUUUUUGAAACACCCCAGUAAAUACCCAUACUGGUGUUUGUUGCUCAUUUGUUGGCUUUUUUUUUUUUGAGGGACUGCUCUUCAGUAGUGUUUAUAGCUUGUCUGUCUCACAGUCGAGAGGUCCCGGUUUUAGACUAGCCCAAUAGAAAAUGGAUGGAUGGACGAGUUUUAUUUUUUAAAUUUUUUUUUUUAUAACCAACACUGAUGCUGGUUGUCCUCAUUACUGCCUUUGUUGUAUAUGCACAUUCAUAUCUGUCACACUCAGGCUCGGUGAGUUGUUUACACCUUUGUACUUUUUUUUUUCUAGCAUUAAUGUGUUGUUUUUGUGUGUGUGACAGCAUAUUGCAAGGAUUUGUUCGACUCAUGACAUGAUAUCCAAGAGUUAAACUGUUAUUUCCUGUAAGCACUUAAACAAGUAGACCUUUUGUAUUGUAUUUACCUUGUUACAGCAAUUUUAUAUCUAUUUCUGUGCCUUGGAACUGAUGAUCAUUUUUAUUUUUAUUUUAUUGACGUUAGUUUUGUGUCAUGUUUGAAAUAAAGGCAUCAAUCACU